Messenger RNA from Penicillium samsonianum, 267 nucleotides. RefSeq names its product alpha/beta hydrolase fold protein. The record is from RefSeq and is a predicted model, not a curated record. Lineage: Eukaryota; Fungi; Ascomycota; Eurotiomycetes; Eurotiales; Aspergillaceae. The transcript has 2 exons. Bases 1 to 267 code for a protein of 88 amino acids. Gene Ontology annotation, molecular function: hydrolase activity.
AUGGCUAAGUUCCCGACCGCCACAAAUAAUAUUGUCGAUACAACUCUAGACGUCUUUGCCGAUCCCGAGUUGACUUUCGACGAACGUCGGGUAGCCGUUGGGCGCUAUUCUGCAGGAGGGAAUCUCGCGAUUUCAGUUACACAAAACCCUAAACUUCAAUUGCAGCAGCAGUCGCCUGGUACCCAGCCACCGACUUUUCCGACAACCCGGCCCCCAAAGCUUGCCUCCGUCCGUAUGACUCUGUCGGCGAAGUCGAUCCACUUUUAG